Molecule: messenger RNA, 1854 nt
Organism: Cyphomyrmex costatus
Lineage: Eukaryota; Metazoa; Arthropoda; Insecta; Hymenoptera; Formicidae
Gene: VAChT
Product: Vesicular acetylcholine transporter
Exons: 1
Coding region: 1-1749 (582 amino acids)
Biological process (GO): xenobiotic transport; chemical synaptic transmission; transmembrane transport
Cellular component (GO): membrane; AP-2 adaptor complex; terminal bouton
Molecular function (GO): xenobiotic transmembrane transporter activity; acetylcholine transmembrane transporter activity
Source: RefSeq, a predicted model, not a curated record
AUGACGACGAUACCGAUACUCAACAUGGAAUUCGGCGAGCUCAAGGAGAUCGUCUGGACGAAGCUGCAGGAGCCGAAGGCUCAGCGUAAGCUGAUCCUGGUCAUCGUCUCGAUAGCGUUACUACUGGACAACAUGCUGUAUAUGGUGAUAGUACCGAUUAUACCCGAUUACCUUAAAUAUGUCGGCGCGUUCGGAGAGAUAGAAGAGCCGGUCAACGGUAGCGGCCCAGUUAGCCAUCCCGGCCAGGACUCUGCCACGGGGGUGUUAUUCGCAUCGAAAGCGAUCGUGCAACUGAUGGUGAAUCCGUUUUCCGGCGCGCUAAUCGAUCGGAUCGGCUACGACAUCCCCAUGAUGAUCGGUCUCAGCAUCAUGUUCCUCUCGACCAGUGUAUUCGCGUGCGGUAAAAGCUACGGCGUGCUGUUCUUCGCGAGAAGCUUGCAGGGCGUCGGAUCCGCGUUCGCCGAUACCGCCGGUCUUGCUAUGAUCGCCGAUCGUUUUACGGAGGAGUCGGAACGCUCGAAGGCGCUUGGCAUUGCCCUCGCGUUUAUCAGUUUUGGCUGUCUGGUCGCGCCGCCGUUCGGAGGAGCUCUUUAUCAAUUCGCCGGCAAGGAAGUACCGUUCCUGAUAUUGGCGUUCGUCAGCCUGGCGGACGGUUUCAUGUUACUGCUGGUGAUGAAGCCGAUCAAGGAACAGUUGCGCGAUCGCCAUCACGAGCCCAAGUCGACGAUACCGAUCUGGCGGCUGCUGAUGGACCCGUACAUCGCUGUAUGCGCGGGCGCCCUGAUGAUGUCUAACGUCGCACUUGCCUUCCUCGAGCCGACGAUCUCGUUAUGGAUGGAGGACACGAUGACGCACGACAACUGGAAGAUCGGCAUGAUCUGGUUACCGGCCUUCUUCCCGCACGUGAUCGGUGUUGUGAUCACCGUGAGGAUGGCUAAGCAGUAUCCACAAUAUCAGUGGCUGAUGGCGGCGGGCGGCCUCGCGCUCGAAGGUUUCUGCUGCUUCAUCAUACCGUUCUGCAGCUCGUACAAAGUGCUGAUGAUACCGUUGUGCGGCAUCUGCUUUGGUAUCGCGCUCAUCGACACUGCGCUGCUGCCCACGCUUGGCUAUCUGGUGGACGUUAGGUACGUGUCGGUGUACGGCAGCAUUUACGCGAUCGCCGACAUCUCGUAUAGCGUGGCAUACGCGGUAGGUCCGAUUAUAGCUGGCGGCGUCGUCGAAGCGAUCGGUUUCACCGCCCUGAACAUCGGCAUUGCCUUCUCGAAUCUGCUCUAUGCGCCAGCUCUCUACUAUUUGCGUCAUAUCUACGACUUCAAGCCGUUCCAGGAUGAAGCGAACGUGCUGAUGCAGGAUCCGCCCGACAAAGAAUACCAGACGUACGUGUUGCAGGAGCAGCGACCGAUCACUGGCGAGAUUGGCAACCAUUUGAACCAGACGCGUAUGGAAACGAAUAUCGAUCAGGGAUACGACCAAAACUAUCAGACGGCAGGACAAGUCAGUUAUGAUCAGCGUAGUUACGGCAUGCAGAAUACGAUUAAUUACAACCAACCUGCUCACGAGCAACCACCGGUCUACAAUCAACCGGCUGGCUACGCUCAACCUGGUGAUUAUGGUCAACAGAGGAAUUACGCGGCCGAGCGUCAGGAUCAGCGAGGCGCCCAGGCUGACGUGAACCCCUUCAGGAGGCCGGAGCCGGCGGAUCAACGGCCGGCCGGGGACAGUAACCCCUUCAGGCAAGGAAUGUACUAGAGCGAUAGCCGCUGCCGAGUGUCGCCGUAGCGAUCUAACCGAUCGAGCGAGAGUGUGUUCGAGAGUCUUCGUGACAGGCUUCCACGCGUAUAUCGGCAAGAGAGA